AUUUGUCUAUAUUUUGUUCUAAGUGUUGUGAGAUAUGAGAUAUGAUAUUAAUAUACGUAAAUUUGACGUAAGAAAGUAGUUGUAGAAAUCAAAAAAUAUAUUAUUAAAUAAAAUGCUUAUUGAUGGAAAGAAGGUCUUGAAAGCUUUGCGAGAGCUAGUAGCGCCGUCCACCCCGCAGGAAAUUGCGCAGCAUAUAGCAAAGAAGCGUAAAAGACAGCCAGAUCUCAAAAAACUAGAACAAGAAGUAAUAGAGGCGCUGUCGGGUGGCCGAAAAUUUGGUUUCGUGGAAAUGUGCAAUGGAUAUUAUUAUAAUUUAGAAGAUAGCGAAAAAGGGCUAAAACUUAUUGAAAAUGAAGGAAAUAAAAAAAGGAAGCUGCUUCGAAACCUCAUAUUGACUGACUCUGAUAGUAGUGACAAUAUUAUAACUUUCUUAAAAAAGCGUAAAAGGAGUUAUUGUGGCCAUUCUUUUAAUAAGAAAAAGCCACUUUAUUUGCCACCAAAGAAACGUAAACGUCGACAUAUUUCGACAACACUAGAUCAGACAAUGUCGUCAGUUAUUCCGGAAGCAACUCAUUUCAUGCAUUCAAGCAGCGUAAGAUGCGUUGCUUCUGGUGAAAAGAAGUCUAUCUACAGUGAUGUUGCAAAGUAUGACCUUAUAAUGGGCGCAGAGAUGGCUAAAGCAAAAAUCGAUGUAAUUAUUGAUAAAAUUUCAGAAAACUAUUCGGGUUUUAGCAAGAACCACCGUACCUGCGAAAGUUCAAAACAAAAUGAUCAGAAUCCAAUUGCUUCUUUUGCUUUAAGAGAAGCUGCUACUGUUGUCAAUUGUAAAUUAGAUGAAAUUGUUGAUAACAUUGUGUCAUGUUUUGAACAACAAAAUAUUGCUGCCAAAAAAAGUAAGAAAUUUCUUCAAUUUAUACCCAGUGACUUCAGUAUUUCUUCUACCAAUGAAAUUCUUUCUAAAAUGAGUGUUCAGAACUACCUUAAGGAACACGAUGGUGCUCAAAACUCUAAGCAGUUAAUGAACAGAGUCAUCAAAAUGGGUUCAUCCACAAAACCAUCAAAACCGUAUAGAAGCUCUACUUUAGUCACUCGUGAUAUUAGAGACAGAGCUUCCAAAUAUGGUGUGAAUAGUAGUGAAUCGGCGACUGAGUAUAUUUUUCAUUGUACUGAUAUGAACCUGAAUCUGACUUCAGAUAGCGAAUCUGAAGAUGAAGAUAUAGCAAUUUCAGAACUUAGUAACGCACAGCUUAAAAAAGGGCAAGUCAAUUUCGAAAACGUAGCUAAUGAAGAAGUUUUAAUGGAUUAUAUGGCAUUGCCUGCAAGUGGAUCGGCAGGUGUGCGUGGCAUGCUUCAGAUGCAAAACAGUUUUCAAGUGACUAAUCCACGCCAUGGCCUGAAUAAUUCUGCGGAAGCCGAAACUAAACCGGAAGGCGUCAGAUACAUAUGGCAUGAAUAUGACUUCUGUCCACGUUGUUGGUUUGAAAAUCACAAGUGCAAAUGUGAUUUAGGAAAAAUACAUUAAAAACUUUUUGGACAAAACCGAAAUUUAUUGUACUCGUAAUUAAGAAAUCUUCAAAUUCCAAAUUUAUUGCUAUUCUAUCAAUCAGUUGUUAAUCAAUUUGCCUAAAUUUUAUUAUAUUUUCGGUCAUAUUUUAUUUAUGUAAUAAAAAAACGCAAUUAUUGCAUCUGCAUAU
Molecule: messenger RNA, 1694 nt
Organism: Teleopsis dalmanni
Lineage: Eukaryota; Metazoa; Arthropoda; Insecta; Diptera; Diopsidae
Exons: 2
Coding region: 113-1522 (469 amino acids)
Source: RefSeq, a predicted model, not a curated record